Salvelinus namaycush (lake trout) is the source of this 3685-nucleotide messenger RNA. RefSeq names its product actin filament-associated protein 1-like. NCBI's taxonomy places the organism in Eukaryota, Metazoa, Chordata, Actinopteri, Salmoniformes, Salmonidae. Bases 484 to 2724 code for a protein of 746 amino acids. Gene Ontology annotation, molecular function: SH3 domain binding; SH2 domain binding. The record is from RefSeq and is a predicted model, not a curated record. Gene Ontology annotation, cellular component: cytosol. The transcript is spliced from 17 exons.
ACGUCUCACCUUUCAGCUAAGAUAGAGAGGGGGAGAUAUUCGAAAAGUUCAGUCUGCCCUCGGCGCGCUUGCUUGCAACGCACGACUAGCCCUCUCAUUAUUGGCCGCCUGUCAGCACCGUAACAGACUGCAGAUGCAAGCAUUCAAACAAGAUCCGCUCCGUUUCUGAGCUGAGCAGACCAUGCAGGCACAGGCAGUUUGAGUAGGUUUUGAAAGAGGGAGGACGGAAGGAAGGAAGGAAGCAAAGAGGGAAAAGGAGGAGAAAAGAGCCGGAGAAAAGUUUGUUAGGAGACUCGUGACGGAGACGUUACCGGUUGGUCGUAAAGCGCACGGUUAAAGCCUGUUCAGAGCUGGUAUCGCGGGACAAAUCUAUCAAAGAAACAUACAAGGGUCCGUCAUUGGCUGCUGACCCGUGGAGAGGGGGAUUUUAUUGAUAUUCGACAGCUGCCGGGCACUCGCCUGCUUCUGUUUGCUGGGAUUUAGAUGCGUUGGGAAGCCACCAUGCAGAGCGAUCCCAUUUUGUUCGCUUCCAGGGCCAUGGAGGAGUUGGUGUGUGAGCUGCGUCUGUUCCUGGACCUGCUGGACAGGGAGUAUCUGAGUUCUGGGGCCAGGGAGAAGAAGAUGCUCAUCUCCAACAUCCUCCACAGGGUCCUCACCGCUAACGAGCCCUCGUUCAAGUCAGAGAUCCACAGCAGCCUCCCGGCCCCCCCUCAGAUGCCCCUCCCAGAGAUCCCACAACCCUGGCUGCCUCCAGACAACGGGCCUCCUCCUCUCCCCAGCUCCUCUCUCCCAGAGGGCUACUACGAAGAGGCCGUCCCCCUCAGUCCUGGAAAAGCCCCAGAAUACAUCACCUCCAACUACGAUUCGGACCAGAUGAGCAGUUCGUAUGAGUCGUACGACGAGGAGGAGGAGGACGGGAAGGGCAGAGGGAAGAAGAUGCGACACCAGUGGCCUAGCGAGGAGGCCUCCAUGGACCUGGUCAAGGACGCGCGUAUCUGUGCCUUCCUGCUGCGCAAGAAACGCUUCGGCCAGUGGACCAAGCUGCUCUGUGUCAUCAAGGACAACAAGCUGCUGUGCUACAAGUCAUCUAAAGACCAGACGCCCCAGAUGGAGCUAGUGUUAUCGGGCUGCAGCAUCACACAUGUCCCCAAGGACGGCAAGAAGAAGAAAGACGAGCUGAAGAUAGUCCACCAGGGGGCAGAUGCCCUGGUCCUGGCCGUGCAGAGCAAAGAGCAGGCGGAGGAGUGGCUCAAGGUGAUGAGGGAGGUGUGCAGCAACGGAGGGGACUCGGAUGGAACAGGCGCCGGGUCUCCUGUACACAAGCCCGACCUGGAGAAGAAGGUGUCAUGUGAUAGGCCGAGCUCAGAUGGCGAGCCGCCCCAUGAGAACGGACACACCGUCACCGACUGUAAGGACCAAGGUAAAGGAAAGAAGGACUCUCAGAAGAGAGGCACGCUGGGAAAAGGGGCGGGAAAGAAGAUAACUAAGAUCAUUGGCCUGGGCAAGAAGAAGCCGUCCACUGACGAACAGACAUCUUCAGCCGAGGAGGACAUACCCACCUGUGGCUACCUGAACGUGAUGUCCAAUAACCGCUGGCGUGAGCGUUGGUGUCGUCUGAAGGACAACCAGCUGUUGCUCCAUAAGGACCGCGCUGACCUGAAGACCCAUAUGGCCAGCCUUCCCCUCAGAGGCUGCGAGGUCAGCCCCGGACUGGACUCCAAACACCCCUUUGCCUUCCGCCUGCUCCGCAAUGGACAGGAGGUGGCUGUACUGGAGGCGUCCUCCUCAGAGAGUAUGGGUCGGUGGUUGGGGGUGCUGCUCGCUGCGACUGGCUCCACCACAGACCCUGCUGCCUUGCACUACGACUACAUAGACGUAGAGACUACCGCUAACGUCAUCCAGCUGGCCAAGCAGUCCUUCUGCUUCACUAGUAAACGUGUUGUAUCUCCCAACCCCUAUCUGGACAACCCUGUGAACGGUUAUGCCUGCCCCUCUGGAAUGGCACUGCACUAUGAUGAUGUGCCCAUCAAUGGAACGCUGAAGGGAAAGAAGGCCCCGGUGACCAAUGGGACAGCGUCUAAACAGAAGGUGGACAAGAACCAGGCCAAGAAGACCAAUGGAACAGCCACCAAUGGAACAACCGGUGGAGCAUCUGUGAAACGCAACAACUCCAGUGCAGAGCAGUAUAAGUACGGUAAGAACCGCGUGGAGGCGGACGCAAAGCGGCUGCAGGCCAAAGAGGAGGAGCUGAUGAAGAGGAAGCAGGACAUCAGGAACCGUCUGACCCAGCUGAAGAAGGACAGGAAAGACCUGCGCACCGCCAUGGAGGCCAGCACCGGUAAGCGUUCCGCUGCGUCUCUGGUGGAGCGGCUGAAGAAGGUGGAGGACGAAUGCAAGCUGAAGGAGGACGAGAGGGUGAGCCUGGAGCUGGAGCUGACGGAGGUCAAGGAGAGUCUGAAGAAGGCCCUGAGUGGAGGAGUCACCCUGGGACUCACCAUUGAGCCCAAGUCUGGCACCUCCAGCCCGCAGUCCCCAGUGUUGCUGAGGCGUACCCUAGAGAACUCUCCCAUCUCCAGCUGUGACACCAGCGACACAGAGAGCUGUUCUACCCUGCCCGUCAACAGCGCCUCCCUCCUCCGCAGAACGGCCAAUCAGAAACCCUCGACCGUCCGCGGCCACGUCCUCAGGAAGGCCAAGGAAUGGGAGAUGAAGACGGGCACAUAAGCAGCAACUCUCUUCACAACGAUCCUAUUGUACUAGCUUAUUUUUUGUGUGUGUGUGUAUAUAUUUAUUAACUUUUCACAUGGGGAAGAAGGUUGAAGAGGAGGACACUACAAUCGUAGCAUAGCCAACCAGAAAGACAAUAAGGACAAUGCUGAUUUGAGUAUACUUUAUUUCCAAAACAUAAAGAAAUAGCACUCUUUUUGUAGCUUACUAUUGUAUAAUACCGUGUAUUAUAUCUGGCAUGUUUGAACCACUCUGUCGUGCGGUUUGGUAUUCGUCCAAUCAUUUUCUUUCUUUUCAAGCAGACAUCCAAUCAUAGACGGUCUUCUGUGAUCUGUUUCUCCAUCACAUACAAAUCUGGUUUCUACAACUCUUGGGGUUCAAAAAUCAAGUGCAAAACCAAGUAUUUAUUUGUAAAUGUUUAUUAAGUAAACAUCCCUGUGAUUAUUUAUAUUGAUAAUAUUUAAUGCUUGUUUUAUAGUGUAGCUGGCUCUCCGUAGGCGCCCAGGUUAUCUUUCCUACUCAGUUGGAGGCUCUCUAGUUCACGAGCAUAUGUUUUCGAGUGGUAACGGCACUGCGCCACUAAUGUGCACGUCAUCUAAAUGGGUUAAUCGAAUCAUCAGUCUCACUGUUAGGCAAUUCGGAUGAUUUGCAGGUCAUCGAACCAGCAACGCACCUACUCCCUACUGGUUGAUGCUUGUGAGUGGGCCGUUGGAACGCUCCACUCAGUGAAGUGCAGGUCAGGCUAAGGCGUGGUCCUGUCCCGGCGAGUUGGAAAACUCCUAAAACCUCAAGUAACGUGGCCUCUUCUAUUUAAGCUUGACAACCAGGAGCCUCGGCCCAGCUCUUUUAAUCAUGCCACUGGUGUACUGUAGCCCUGUGAUCUGAUCUGGUGUGUGUGUGUAUGUGUGGCUUGUGUGUUAGUGCGCACGACUGUGUGUGUGUGAGUGAUCGUGUUUGU